CACAAAGAUGGCGGCAAGGCCCCUUUCCCCUUCCACUCUCCGUUGGAGGCCUUCAUUACCUCUGGCGGGUUUCCCAUCGUCCAAACUCCGCCAAUGUCAGUUUGCGGUGACCGCCCCGCCUCCGGGCAGCGGAUAAGUGCAGCGACGGACGGGAUCCGGAAUUUUCUGCUCGACAUCCUGCGGCGCGCCGGACGCUUAACGGACACACGGCGCCCGGGGGCUGACGGGACGGGACUGGGAGGUGGGAGGACUCGCGGCAGGGGCUGACGGGACGUCACGACCAGACCUGGAGGAGCGGAAAUGGCGGGGCUCGGAGGACUAGCUGCUUUCAGGGCAGCUCAGAGAUGCAUGUGUGGGGCAGUGGGCUUUCCCCCUGGGCUCCUGUUCAGACAGCUCUUUGAGAAGGUUAGCUGCACCUACACGUAUCUGUUAGCCGAUGCUGAGACCCGGGAGGCCGUUGUCAUUGACCCCGUGAGGGAGACAGCUGACCGUGAUGUGCGUCUGAUCCAGGACCUGGGCCUCAAGCUCCUGUACGCUGCCAAUACCCACGUGCACGCGGACCAUGUGACCGGGACAGGGCAGAUGAAGAAGCAGAUAGUGGGGUGUCGGUCUGUCAUUGCGGAGAGCAGUGGGGCAGCAGCAGAUCUACACGUCCGUGAUGGGGACACUGUCACCUUUGGGAGAUUUGGUCUGGAGGUGCGAGCGACCCCGGGCCACACGAAUGGCUGUGUCACGUACGUUCUGAACGAUCGGAGCAUCGCUUUCACCGGGGACGCACUCCUCAUCCGGGGCUGUGGCAGGACAGACUUCCAGCAAGGAAGCUCAGAGUCUCUGUACCGCUCAGUGCACAGUCAGAUAUUCACCCUCCCUGAUCAGUGUCUGCUGUAUCCAGCCCAUGAUUACACAGGUCAAACCGUUACCACAGUGGGAGAGGAGAAAAGACUCAAUCCGCGUCUCUCCAAGUCACUGCCGGAGUUCAUAGAGAUCAUGAACAACCUGAAGCUGCCCUAUCCCCAACAGAUUGACCAAGCUCUCCCAGCGAACAUGGUGUGUGGCCUUCAGGACAUUCCCAGGGAUCAGCGCAGUUAAAGGUUCCAAACAGUUCACACUGACUGCAGAUGGUUUCAUGAGAUUUAGACACUCCUAGUUCCUGUCUGAAACACUUUUAUUGAAUUGUUCUCUCCUGUUCUGGUUCUCUCUUGCUCUCUGGAUCACUAAAGGAGAUGUGUGUGUGUGUUUCUGUCGUGCACACCACUGAUUGGGUUUGAGGCUCUGGGUGGUGGAAUCGUGUCUCACUUUCAGCGUGUAUCACGAGUGUUUAUCCUCCCAAUCAAGUCCUAGUUCCGAAGGCUCUGUCCUCAGCCUGCCUAACAGUAUCGAACAGGAGGGAGGUGCCAGUACGUCACCAGUGACAUUCCACGUUUGGUCAGCAACCUCCCAAACAGUGUGUCUGAGCCACCGAUUUGCAGGUCGCUGAGGGAGUCUGCAGUGGGGCUCGCCAACCAUAUAUGAACACUGGAAUCUUCCUCUGCACACCCAUACACACAAAAAAAACGCCACGUUGUAUUUUGAAUUCUGCCUGGGCACGCGUGGUUGUUUCGGGGCACAUUCUCCGUGCGUCGACCUGCGUUCCCACUGGCAUUUUUUCCCCACAGACUGCAAAUUGUCACCUCAUUCUGAAACUCUUUGUGUCUGGCCUGAUGGGUCUAAGAGGGAGAGCCUCGACGACUUUGUUUCUCUCUUCAGCCGCAUUGCGUCGUACCUUUUUUCUCUUUUGUAGAUAGCGGGGAGUGGGGGGAAACGAAGAGGAUUGAAACGUCCCCUACUCCCUCCCGUGCUUGUGUGCCAAGUUUUUGCUGCAGGUUUUGGACAGCAACUUGCCCAACAGCCCCGAGUGUGUCGCGAAUGACCAGCAGAAUGUCAAGGUGUCGUGGUUAGCCUUGCCAAUAACACUGGAAUCUUCAGUCCUGUUAACCGCAAGCCUUUGUGAAUCUACUACCUGAUGCCUUCCCUCUCCCCUCGCAUCCUGAGCGAAUGGAAAUUAAAUCGGGAGGUCUGGAAUCGGAGAGAAUCGAGGGUCACUGGAACAUUUUGGACUCUUCCUUCCCUCUUUGUAUCGUUGUCUUUUUUUGUACGCCCCCUCUGUGAUGGGGUGCGGUUGUGAGGGCUGUACAUUUAGAGUGCUGAGCAAUAAACCCUGUUCCUUUGUGUUCUUUCUCGUAA
Molecule: messenger RNA, 2223 nt
Organism: Rhincodon typus (whale shark)
Lineage: Eukaryota; Metazoa; Chordata; Chondrichthyes; Orectolobiformes; Rhincodontidae
Gene: ethe1
Product: ETHE1 persulfide dioxygenase
Exons: 7
Coding region: 301-1089 (262 amino acids)
Biological process (GO): hydrogen sulfide metabolic process; glutathione metabolic process
Molecular function (GO): sulfur dioxygenase activity
Source: RefSeq, a predicted model, not a curated record